GAUGAAAAAAUAGUUACACAGAAGCGUACGAUUUCUAUAUUCCAUAUCAACAUCCGGAUCCAUUAUAGCAUGGUUCUUAUUAAAUUUGUAGAAUGUUCCGAUGGGAAAUCAACAUAUAUCGAACAAAGUGGAGUCAAAUAUGUGUUGUCCAACGAAACAGGAAAAGAGAGAGUGAAAAGAAUGUUUUCAAAAAGUGACAUUGGCUUCUUGAGUCCUGAAUUAAGAUAUGUAAUAAAGAGUGGAACAUUUUGCCUUGCUCUUGCAGGCAUAUAUGGUGGCAUGUCUAGUAUGAAACAAGCCAAGGAAGACUUUAUGCGUCGAAAUGUAGCAUCAACUUUUGAAAGCCAACAUUUUGCCAGGAGAGCUCUUGUUGAUACUAUGUCUCUAGCUGGAGCAAAAGGUGCUUAUAAAUAUGCUAUGCAAUAUGGGAUGUUUAGCUCUGUCUAUUUAUUAACCACAAUGACAGUUGAAAAUUAUAGAAAUAAAAUUUCCAUCUGGGAGCAUAUGGGUACAGGUGCUCUUUUAGGUGGAAUUUCUCGAUGGAAAUUUGGUGCAAAAGGCAUGUUGGCUGCUACUGUUCUUGGUGGUGUUUUAGGAUCUGUUGCUGGUGGUUUAAUCCUCUUGAAUGCAUGGUUAACUGGGACAGAUUAUGAAGAUUUUCGAUACUGGCAUCAUGAACAGUAUUACACAGAAGUUCUGAACAGAAAAGCAGAUGAAUGAAAGAUGGUAUUUUAGAAAAAAGGAAAAUUUAUUCUGUGAAUAAAAAAUAGUUCUGAUAGAACAAAAAUUUAAGAUCACCAUUUUCAUAAACUUUGUUACUGCCGCAUUGUUUGGUGAACUGCAGUUUUUUGUUUCCUCAUUUAGUAUAAUGCUUUUAUUAUUUAUUAAAUUAUAAUAAUAAUUUGA
Molecule: messenger RNA, 906 nt
Organism: Parasteatoda tepidariorum (common house spider)
Lineage: Eukaryota; Metazoa; Arthropoda; Arachnida; Araneae; Theridiidae
Gene: 140up
Product: RPII140-upstream gene protein
Biological process (GO): mitochondrial respiratory chain complex I assembly
Cellular component (GO): mitochondrion
Source: RefSeq, a predicted model, not a curated record